CAGUAUCCUCCUGAGUGCUGUCAACAGCUGUCAUUCCGUGUUGUGCAAAAACGUAAACAAGAACUACGUCAUAUGCAGAAACUCAAAUCAAUUGCAGCAUAUUUGUAUUUAGUAGCGCGUUCCGUUUUGCUGUAGGAUUUACAAAAUGAGUGCGAUAUUCAACUUUCAAAGCCUGCUCUCGGUUCUCCUGUUGCUGAUUUGCACCUGCACAUAUCUGCGUUCGCUCUUUCCCAGCAUUGUGGACCGGAAUAAAAAAGGCAUGUUGGGGCUGUUCUGGAAGUUUGCACGGGUUGGCGAAAGGAAAUCUCCCUACGUUUCGUUUGCAUGUCUUGUGAUGGCUGUUUCUAUAUUAUUCUGGUCGUAAGGUGUGAAUAUUCUGGCUAUAAGUGUACUCCUAAUGCAUUUUGAACAAUAAAAGAUGUUUACAAUUGUA
Messenger RNA from Anopheles stephensi (Asian malaria mosquito), 433 nucleotides. It is a transcript of the gene ksh, whose product is annotated as protein kish. NCBI's taxonomy places the organism in Eukaryota, Metazoa, Arthropoda, Insecta, Diptera, Culicidae. The record is from RefSeq and is a predicted model, not a curated record. Gene Ontology annotation, biological process: protein secretion; intracellular transport. The coding region runs from base 146 to 364 and encodes 72 amino acids. The transcript is spliced from 3 exons.